Molecule: messenger RNA, 3729 nt
Organism: Trichoderma aggressivum f. europaeum
Lineage: Eukaryota; Fungi; Ascomycota; Sordariomycetes; Hypocreales; Hypocreaceae
Exons: 1
Coding region: 1-3729 (1242 amino acids)
Source: RefSeq, a predicted model, not a curated record
AUGGGCGACUUACGAGUCUUCAAGGGCCUCGUGGCACGAGAUCACCCGGUUUCGGGGUUUGGUAUAUACUCCACCGCCAACACGCUCAUAGCUGAGACGACUAGAGCUUGGAACCCAGAACCUACUUUCAAGACGCAAAAGGUUCUCGGACGUUGUCUAUAUAUGAUGCCAUCUUCAACGAAGACAGAGCCCCCCAAGAAGAAUACAAAGAGCGAACCCGCUCCCUAUAUGGGUUUAUCGACAAAUCUGCAGGGAGCAGUGUUCGCGACUAAGGCCGUUCGCAAGAAAAAGGGUGAACCUUCAGACAACGAAAUAUUGGGACAGGCUUCGGAUAUAAACAAGUUCAAUUUCAGAGGCGUCGACUUCAAGGUCACUCCCAAGCAUCAGUGGGCAGGACAGUGUUUCCUGCCGCACUACCUCUCGACCUCCCCAGCAAAUUUGACAGCUUAUAAGAGAUUAGCCUCCGGGGAGCCAUUGGAAAGUAUCUUGCCGGACCCACAAGAGCGGAAGAGAUAUUUGAAGGAGUAUGAAGAAUUCUCGGCUCGGUUGAAACAGGGGAAGGCACCAAGGCCACCUGCUCUCGUCCCUAUUUCAGCAGCCGAUGACACGGCCGGUUUAUACGGGCCGAGUGAUACUGUCCCAAAGACUACGCAAAAAUCUUGCAACGCGUCUGUGCUAAAGAGGGACGAAGAGGCAUUCUCUGGACACCAAUUCGAGGUCCCAUAUUUAGCAGUACUACAGUUCCCCGAAGAGCUGCUCUACAUGCUUGAAGCUUUCGCUGCCGCGCAUCCGCACGAUCACCUCCCUAUGCCAGGCAUGCUCAUUACUAUUAUACAAUGGAAAGACAUAUUAAAGAGUGACGACCGGCUGCUUGAGGAAUUCAUGAGAACAAACAAGCGAAACAAAAGGGCAUACUCAGAUGUGCCUAUAGCUCACCUAGCAUUUUGCCUCAUCUACAACUCACACCGAAUCCGCUAUACCGAAUGGGCAGAGCUAGCAGAGUUCCCGCACUUGCUCAGAUUCACCCAUCGAGCUAUUGAAACAGAUCUUUUGAGUGCCGGUUGGUUAGACAUUGAUGAAACUGCCUUGGAUCAGCAGCGAAUCUUCGAACUUUUGGAUGAGGUCAAAUCGGUGGUGCCGGGCAUCUCCCCCGGGUUGCGACUCACCAUAAUGCCUUGGCAGAUGCCAGGAACGAAAAUGCCAGGAAUGUACGGCCCGGGCUCCCCGCCCCCUAUUGAACCCAUCGAGAUGGCUUUGACAGGCCUCACAAGUGUCUCCUACUAUGGAAUUCCUGAUUACAGUCCGCCUGGUGUGGCUCAAGACGGAAGUGACACCGCGUCGUUCUCCAAACAUUACAAGCUUGGAGACAAAUACGUGAAUCUAUCUCUCCCAGAAUGGGCUUGGGAUGAUUGCAAAGCUGAACUCACAGAUUACCAGGGGCGAUCCGCGGCGGACUUCAGAGAUGACUUUUUCUAUCCACAUUGGGAGGUAAACAAGCUUCACUCACCUACGUACUGGAGAAACAAGCCAAAGGCACCGCCUGAAGCCGAUUAUCCCCGAUAUAAGGAGAUGAUGCAGUUUUGGGCACAGCACGAAAUCCAUGCUCACUUGUCUUGGGCGGAAGGGAAGCAAGAGGCCAAGAGAUUGGCUCCAGGACAUCGCUCGCUUUCCAAGCUACGCUAUCUUGUAAUGAAGGCAAUGUAUGACGAAGAAGGAGAUGUGGCUUUCAUAAGAAACAAGAUCGACGCCGUCUCAGAGCGACACCCAAUACAACAGGAUGACAUUGAGCGAAAUGUUCCCCUGGCUCUGGGACGCCUGUUGGGUUUGGAAGCUCCUGACGACGAUGAUGUCAUGGCUUUGAGAUCCUGUGUGAACCUAUGGUAUGGAUACUAUAAUCCCAGAUCCACUACCAUGAGAGGCUUAGGAUUAGCGUUUGAGUAUAGCACAGGCAUCAUGAAUGCCCUGAAACUUGCUCAAGUGGGAGAUCCCGCUACUUUUCAAAGAGUUAGACAGGAGGGCACAAAGUGGCUGGAUAGAUUUGUGGCCCUCCGGCAGGAUGCGAGGUAUGUUCGAUGGCUGAAUGCUUGGAGAAGCCAGUUUCCCGAGGUCAUGGUCCAUGAUGGCGACGCGAGAGAGCAUCAUAUACCACCAGUCCCCGAACAACAAUCCCUUCAACCGCCCUCGGAGCCAGCCUUCAACAACGUGGAUGAAACCGCCCGUGCAAACGGUCCGUCUCCAAGCGAACCAGCGCCUCAGCUUACUCCAGAUGAUACAUCUCUCCAGCCUAUGUUGGCCGAGCAGGAACCCACUGUGGAACAACUAUCAACGCUUGAAGAUAAUUCUCACUCUAUUGCGGAUCAUGGCCAGAGUCUGGCACUUCAGUCCACCAUUGAACAAUCCGACCAGCAAAUGCUGGAUAUACAUGAACAAAUUCCAGCCCCAGAUGGACAGGCCUCAACUAUGGAAUAUCACGACCAGUCUGACCAGGAAAUGUGGGAUAUACAUGAACAAAUUCCAGCCCCAGAUGGACAGGCCUCAACUAUGGAAUAUCACGACCAGUCUGACCAGGAAAUGUGGGAUAUACAUGAACAAACCCCAGCCCCAGAUGGACAGUCCCCAAGUGUGGAAUACAACACGCCAGAUCCGGAGGGUCAUGCUCAACUCCCAGAAGUCACGAUAGGAACCCCUGAUGAGCAAGACCAGACAACUAUGCAAGCAUCAACCGUGCCAACAGAGAGCGCGUGGACCCCCCCACGAGUGUUAUCCAUGAUGAAGGAACUAGUAGUGGCCAGAGAGCUGCCACUAGAGCUAGCACAACACGUCUCAGACUUGAGCAAUGGCUGGAAUCGGUCGAGAUCAUGGCCAGACUUGAUCGAUGAGAUGGAUUUGAUACUAGACCUGAUCAGUGACACACAUCCAAAACCAAUACCACCACACUUGGCAGAGGCUGUGGCCGAUUGGGAGCGAAAUAUCGACGAUAGACACCCUACGCAUCAAGCUUCAGGCCAGCAAUCACCAUUCCCUGAGGAACACCCGCAAAAGCCUGACGAGCAACCUUCUCCGUCCAAACUUGUUGGUUCACCGCCUCAGUCUACCUUGAAUGAUCAGGCCCUGGUAGAAUGGGAAGCAGAUAACUACCCUAAGAGCACCGCCCGUGAGAACGGCCCGAGGGGACACACUCUCCAAUUUGUCUCAGGCGAACAAGUUCACCAGUCUGCCCUGAGCCACCAAGCGCCAGAUGCAAUGGGGCUCUCGGCAGUCCCUCCUCAGCACAAUGCAGAGCAGUUGGAACAACUACAACAAGACCAACAAGCCUCCCUGAGUGGGCAGAGUUUCGACUACCAGACCCCAGCUCCAGAGGAGCAGCCUUUAAUUACAGAUGAGUACCAUCUUCAUCAAGCUUCUGGUCAUCAGACUUCUGAGACCGAUUUGCCUGUCCAAGAGCACUCAGAGGGCGAAUCCUUGCCCUCGCCGACACCUAAGUCUGAGACCCAGGACCUGGAGCAAGUGAUGCUUCUUGUUGAUGAACUGAUGAGGGGUAGAGGGCCCGAGAUUCCUGCUGAUUUGCGAAACCGCGGCCGAUUGCUGAGAAUAGACUGGAGGGAAGACGGCGUCUUUCCCGAUGACGAUGAUCUGGCAAGCUUGAUACAAGGGUUAGCUGAUGGUUACCAGGGAGAUAUGCCAAGCCAUUUGAGAGAUGUCAUGGCUUGUUGGGUGGACGCUAAUUAG